This is a messenger RNA of Malania oleifera, 465 nucleotides long. RefSeq lists its product as uncharacterized. The transcript has 2 exons. Bases 41 to 376 code for a protein of 111 amino acids. NCBI's taxonomy places the organism in Eukaryota, Viridiplantae, Streptophyta, Magnoliopsida, Santalales, Ximeniaceae. The record is from RefSeq and is a predicted model, not a curated record.
UUCAGGGUUAAUUUAUGGGUCGUAAAAUCUUAAUUUGGGGAUGGAAGACAGAGCAGUGGUUUUGGUAUUGUCGUUGGUGCUGUUUUCUUCAAUCCGGUCGGCGGUGGGUUCGGACAAUGUGGUAGACGAGCGGCAGCUGAUGGCGGCGAACUUCUCUUGGUCCGCCGAUGGUGCGGCGGAGGAUACCCUCGAUGCCGUUGCCGCCGAGUCAUGGACCGCCUGGGCCAACCAUAAGCUACAGAUGAUCUUUAGCCAUGUCGACUUCUUCAGACUAAGCAUUUAUUUGUGCCAACCAAUCUCCACAGUUCUCCUCAACUUGCUAUGGCUGUAUCUUCGCUUCCUACCUAGUCCAUUCAACUUCGGCAUUAUUGUUUAGGACAUGUUUCUUUACUCAUUUUCUGUGCUGCAGCCACAAAAAGUGAAAAAUUGAAUUUCUCUAUACUACACCAUUUGAUUCGAUUUGAA